UGUUUAUCAUACAUUGAUAUCCAAUACGUGAAUCCAGAAUGAUCAGCUCUCAGCUAAUCGUCGUCUACUUGCUCUUUCUACUCACCGCCAGCGCGGAGGUUUCCUAUGCUUCAAACGACGAAUUGCCGGUCGUUCGAAAUAUCCGCGAACUAAAUCAAGACGGCGAAACGAUUCCCGGCAUAUCUCACAUUACAGUCGCCGGCGCACUUUCCCAUGGUUUUAAAGAGAUUGAAGUAUGGCUGGAAACGGUUGCUCCCGGCGGUCAUACUCCCGUUCACAGACACGAUUGCGAGGAAAUCUUCGUCGUUGUGAAGGGCAGUGGUACUUUGUAUCUCGCAUCCACUACAGGCUCGGAAUUCCCAGGCAGCCCUAAGGAAUUUCCCUUUUCCACAAACAGUACAUUUCAUGUUCCACAAAAUGAUGCCCAUCAGGUAUGGAACACAAACAGAUUCGAAGACUUGCAGUAUUUUGUUGUCAUCUCCAGGCCACCAAUGAAUUUGUUCGUGUAUGAGGACUGGCUCACGCCGCACUCUGCAGCUGUUCCGGUGUUCCCGGUCAUGUGGGAUGCAAAGCAUUAUAAAUCAAGUUCCAGUGCAAGCAGUGAUGAGCUUUGAUCAUCAGUCGAUGGGAAUCAUUCACAGCUCUACUGUAGCAGAGGUAAAUCAAUCUGAUCUUGUUGUGCUGCUCUGUGUCCAUAUUGUUAUUGUGACUAUCGACAUUCUCUAUUUUUGGGGCUGAAUUUUCGGACAUUAUGGCUGUGGACCGUCGAUACAUAAUGAUAUUUAAUUAACAAUGUGCAGAUAUGAUAUGAUAUGUUAUGGUGGGGGGCGUGGGGCUCGCUGCUAGCACGCUCCUACAUUGUUUAAUUUACA
Messenger RNA from Andrographis paniculata, 872 nucleotides. Its product is annotated as auxin-binding protein T85-like. The record is from RefSeq and is a predicted model, not a curated record. The transcript has 5 exons. The coding region runs from base 39 to 614 and encodes 191 amino acids. Gene Ontology annotation, molecular function: auxin binding. NCBI's taxonomy places the organism in Eukaryota, Viridiplantae, Streptophyta, Magnoliopsida, Lamiales, Acanthaceae.